UGAGGUUAGGAUAAAAUAUUUAUCAGUCUUCUUGAUCUGAAUUUAUGCCAACAGAUCCUUGCAACUGCCAGAUCCUCAAACUCUUCAGUUGAAUCAUACCUCUCAUCACUGAUUUUUUAUAUUCUAGAAUUUUCUAGUAUGUGACUGUGCUAAAAUUUGGUAUAAAUGUCUGGGAAAAAUCACACCAUAGUGACUGACUUUAUCUUCCUUGGACUAACAGAUUUACCUGAACUUCAAGUUAUAAUUUUUGUAGUAUUUUUGAUGAUGUACACUCUCACAAUGGUGGGAAAUGCAGGACUUAUUACAUUAAUCAAAAUAGAUUCUAAACUCCACACACCUAUGUAUUUUUUUCUGACUAACUUGUCCUUCAAUGACAUUUUUUAUUCUUCAACUAUUACUCCAAAGAUGUUAGUGGACUUAUUAUCUGAAAGAAAAGUCAUUUCUUUUACUGGAUGCUUUUUGCAGAUGUAUGUCUUUAUUGCUUUAGCAACCACUGAGUGUAUCCUCUUUGGAUUGAUGGCUUAUGACUGUUAUGUGGCCAUCUGUAAUCCACUGCUUUCCUCAGUUAUCAUGUCAAGGACAGUCUGCCUGAAAAUGGCCAUGGGGGCCUUCACAGCAGGAUUCCUGAACUCAGUUAUUCAUACCAGUUAUAUAAGUAGCUUAUCCUACUGUGGUUCCAAUGUCAUCCAUCACUUUUUUUGUGACAGUCCCCCAAUCCUCAAACUCUCCUGCUCUGACACUGAAAUGAAUGAAACUAUCAUUUUCAUUUGUGCUGGGAUAAACAUGUUGGGUACAUUUUUGAUCAUCCUUUCCUCUUAUGUCUAUAUCUUCUUUGCUAUUCAACGUUUACAUUCAGUUGAAGGGAAGUGUAAAGCUUUCUCAACCUGUGCUUCUCAUCUUACAACCAUUGCUUUAUGUUAUGGAACUGGGUUUAUUACUUAUUUGUCUCCAAAUUCAAACUACUCCCCAACUCAAGGAAAAGUGAUAUCUGUGUUCUACAAAGUGGUUAUCCCAAUGUUGAACCCUUUAAUCUACAGCCUGAGAAAUGAAGAAGUGAAGAGGGCUUUAAAAAAUUCUGUCACUAAAAAAAGGAUCUGGAUACUUACAUGAUUUGUAGAAUAAUAAAAUAAAGAAUACAAAUAGAUAGAUAAUUAUUUAAAACUCUUCUUACUGAUAUUAAUUGAGGUAGGUGUUGUGGUGUUUUUUGUUUGUUUAUUUCUUACUUAUUUGACAAUGGAAGAUCUAAUUUUAUUGAUUCUGGAGAACACCAUGGCAAUGAAAGCCACAACACUAAGACAAAUAAAUACACAAACAAAUUAAUAAAUGAAAACAGAAUGAGUGAAAAGUGAAUGGAAUGAUCUGGGGCUAGUGGGAAGUGAAAUAUAUGCUUCUAACAUCAGCUGAUACCCCAGAUAACACACUCACAAGUAUACAAGUUGGAGAG
Molecule: messenger RNA, 1444 nt
Organism: Sarcophilus harrisii (Tasmanian devil)
Lineage: Eukaryota; Metazoa; Chordata; Mammalia; Dasyuromorphia; Dasyuridae
Product: olfactory receptor 5F1-like
Exons: 1
Coding region: 166-1110 (314 amino acids)
Biological process (GO): G protein-coupled receptor signaling pathway; sensory perception of smell
Cellular component (GO): membrane
Molecular function (GO): olfactory receptor activity; G protein-coupled receptor activity; odorant binding
Source: RefSeq, a predicted model, not a curated record